AUGUCAAGUCUGCAGCAUACUCAAGCACUACUUGACUGAGGAAGAGAAGUUGGGAUCUAUGUAAAUCCGAAGCUGCUGAUCCCAGCUGUUUUUCCUCCAGGAUACGUAGGUGUUCAAGCAACUGAGGCGAUUUCUCCAAGAGAAACUUUAUUGACAAUACCAAAUGCUGCUCUAUUAUCAACAAAAGUGACGAGCCCGCCUGAGCUGCAAGAGCUUUAUAGCGCCCAUCAAGAGCUGUUUUCAUCAACUUCAAAAGAGCAUGAAGACUAUAAAAUGAUCGCUUAUAUCCUAUUUGAACUUACCAAAGGCGAAAAUUCUUACUGGUCUCCUUAUUUUAAAUCACUGCCUCUAGACCCUGAAAACAUGCUUGAUUGGACUGCUGAAGACUUAUCAGAGCUGCAAGACCCUGCUUUAGCGUUUGAUAUUAAAAUAAGGGCCGAUAAAGACAAAGAAUGCAAUAAAAUCUUCCAAAAUGCCUUGCUAGAGUGCCCAGACAUUUUUAACCUAGAAAACGCCUCAAUGGAAAAAAUUAUAUGGGCUUGGCGAGUCAUAGUGACCAGAUCUUUUGGACGAGUCAUCCCUUUUCCUGCACUAAUCCCUAUAGCUGACUUAUUGAACCACGAAAACUGCAAAACGUGCUACUAUUAUGGCUCAGAAACAGACAUGGCACCUGACUAUCAUCCAGACGGAAAAGACAGUGAUGAAGAAGACGACGACGAAGAAAUUUAUGAAUCGCCUGUGUCUAUUCUUUUAAGCAGCCAAAAACUGCAUAGGAUUAAUUUUGGAGCUUAUGAAGGGGAAGAUCUAGACAUUAUUUCUAAACAAAUUGCAGCAGAAGCCAAAAAAUUGGACGCGAGAUUAUUUUUAGAAAAACUUAAAGUGGCAGACAGAGUAAGUGAGGUCGUUAAUUUAGAGGAAAGUGAGGAGAAAAGGUUUAGGAUGGUGACUGCCAAAGAUAAAGGAUAUGAAGCAGGGAGCCAAACUUAUAUUCCUUAUGGCAGAUACUCAAAUAGAAUGCUGUUGACAAAUUAUGGGUUUGCGUUGACAGAAAAUUAUUAUAAUUAUGCCAGGAUUAAGUUUUUCUUAAAAGAAAUCUUAUCUCCAAAGCAGCUUGAAAAGCUGACACAGCAUUAUAAUGAAAACAUGGAAAUCGCAUUUAAAUUCAAAAAGCAGUAUUUAAAUACAGAUUUUUUAGGAAUUUUAAGAGGCUUAAGCUGAAAUCACCAAUUCCAUCAGCCGCAAGCCUUUUUUUCUCCUACAAAUUUCCAGCUUGAGCUUGAGUCUCUUAACAAGAUGAAAAUCCUGAUAUCACAAAAAUAUGGAGAAUUCCCGACUACUCUAGAAGCAGAUAAAGCUGAGCUUUCUAACACGAAUAUUUCUAGGCGCUAUUUUGCAUUAUUAUACAGAAUUGGGGUCAAAGAGUGCCUAACUGGGCAAAUUUUACUGAUAAAUAUAGCUAUAAAGAUCAUAGAAAGAUUAAUUAACGGUGAAAAUUUAGCUGAUGCCUUAAAAAUAAUUCCAGAGCUUGAAGAAGAAAACAGUAAUAAAUAUAUAGACUUUGUGUACCAUAGAAAAGGCCUUAAAGAGUACACGGAUAAACUACAAGAAUCUACUUAA
Blepharisma stoltei is the source of this 1617-nucleotide messenger RNA. The record is from the annotation of a GenBank genome assembly. NCBI's taxonomy places the organism in Eukaryota, Ciliophora, Heterotrichea, Heterotrichida, Blepharismidae.